CACCUGCACGCGCUUUCACUCCGAACAAAGUUGUCACUGGUCUGCAGCCGGGAAUGGGUUUCAGACAGCUAAAUGUUUUGAAGACCGAAAUUUAAGCAGCGGUUUUCACACCAAAAAAGUGGGAAGUGGUGUUUUUUCCUUCUUCUUCAAAUGGAAUUUAUAGUCAUUUCAUUUUGUCAUUUCGUUUAACUUUUUGCUGUGUGUGAACGCUGGAACCGUUUUUCUGUGGAAAACAAAAAUGCCGGAGCAAAUAAACAUUUCGGAGUUUGUGGUUUUAACGAACGAGGACUUGUCUUCGCCUGCGACUUCCAGUUUUCAUACGAAGAUGAGUGACUGUCGGAACACGGUUUCAACCAUGGAGGAGUGUCUGGAGAUGGAAAACACAACUUUUCAGAAGAUGAAGAAGUUAAUUAAAGCUAUACACACAUCUGGACUCACCUAUGUGGAGAACAAAGAGCAGUAUAUUGAAGUGUUGGAGAAUCUGGGAAAUGGCCAUGUAAAUCAGGACAACAAUGAGAUCUUCCCAGGGUUCCUCAACUUGGCUGUGUUUACCAGAGAGGUCACAGCACUCUUCAAAAACCUGGUGCAAAGCCUCAGCAGCAUCAUGACGUUUCCUCUGGAAAAUGUCUUGAAGUCGGAGCUUCGGGACAGCAGAUUAGAGCUCAAGAAAAACAUGGAAAAGAGUCUGAAGGAUUACGACAUCAAAUUAGGGAAGGUGGAAAAGGAAAGGAAGGAGAGAGCCAAGCAGCUGGGGCUGAUCAGGGUGGAGGGGUCAGAUGGAGCAGAGGACACGGAAAGAGAAAAAAGGGUCUUCCAGCUGCAAAUGUGCGAGUAUCUGCUAAAAAUCCAGGAGCUGAAGGUUCGCCAAGGCCCCGAACUUCUCAAGAGCCUUAUCACGUAUUUCGACUCCCAGUUGAGUUUCUUUCGGGAAGGACUGAAAGCUGCGGAGAACCUUGCCCCCUUUAUUGAGAAACUUACUUCUUCCAUGUACAAGACUCGUGUGGAGCAGGACGAGGAAGUCAAACAACUCACUCAGUUGAGAGAUUCUCUCAGGUUACUUCUACAAGUAGAGGGGAAAGAGGAAUACCUCAACAGGAAAAACUCGGGCAACGGAUACAGCAUCCACCAGCCUCAGGGAAACAAGAAAUAUGGGACAGAAAAAUCUGGUUUCCUGCUCAAGAAGAGUGAUGGGAUUAGGAAGGUUUGGCAGAAGAGAAAGUGUGGCGUCAAAUUUGGAUGUUUGACUAUUUCCCACAGUACGGUCAAUCGGCCUCCAGCCAAACUGAACCUGCUGACCUGUCAAGUACGACCGAAUCCAGAGGACAAAAAGAGCUUUGACCUGGUCACCCAUAAUCGGACGUAUCAUUUCCAGGCUGAGGACGAGCAGGAAUGUGUGAUUUGGGUGUCAGUGCUGCAGAACAGUAAAGAGGAGGCCUUGAACACAGCGCUGGGAGGAGAUCAGCUUCACCUCCAGGACAGUGGGCUCCAGGACCUCUCUCAAGCUAUUAUUGCAGAGCUUCGACACAUGCCGGGAAACGAGGCGUGUGCAGACUGUGGAGCUCCAGAACCCACCUGGCUGUCCACCAACCUGGGCAUAUUGACAUGUAUUGAAUGUUCUGGAAUUCACCGGGAUCUGGGGGUCCAUUACUCCAGGAUUCAGUCCCUCACCCUGGACCUGCUUAGCACCUCAGAGCUGCUGUUGGCCUACAGCAUUGGUAACACCAGAUUCAAUGACAUCAUGGAGAUGGGACUCCCAAAUGACUAUGUGAAGCCAUUACCACAAAGUGACAUGAAUGCCAGGAAGGAGUACAUUGUGGCAAAGUACGCAGAGCAUCGGUACGUCCUGCGGAAAGAGGACACUAACCCGGCGCGGCUGUACGAUACGGUGAAAAGCCGUGACCUCACGUCCCUUCUGCAGCUCUACGCUGAGGGAGCAGACCUGAGCAAGCCGCUCACAGUCCCCGACAGACAGGGGUUUAAGGAGACUGCUCUCCAUCUUGCUGUGCGUCUGGAGGAGAAAAGCUCGCUGGCGCUGGUGGAUUUUCUUUGCCAGAACAGCAACUGUUUGGACAAGUGCACAGCAGAAGGAAACACAGCUCUCCACUACAGCGCCUUGUACCAUAAACCCGAAUCUCUCAAGUUGCUACUCAAAGCAAAAGCAGCCCUGAAUACAGUGAAUUCAAAUGGAGAAACUGCACUUGAUAUUGCCAAGAGGCUUCAGCACUUACACUGCAUUGAACUGUUGGAGCUGGCUCAGAGUGGGAAGUUUAACUCUCAGAUCCAUGUGGAGUUCAUGUGGGAGACUCAUUCCCAGGAGAUCUAUGACAGUGAGGAUGACCUGGAUGAAAGGGUGAGCCCAUUUCCAAAGAACCGUUCCCCCCCGUCCUCGACUGGAGGCGUUGGAACAGCCCGCUGGUGUGGGAGUAAUGGAGCGAGUACAGGCAGGCCCUGUCAAACCUAUGAGAACCUAGAAUUCCUCUAUAAAAAUCCUCCUGCUAAUAGCCUCCCAUCAGGAACAUUAAUGCCACCGCCGCCACUUCCAUCAAAAUCCAUCCUGAGAGGCCGCUCUGACCCCCAGAUUUCAGUCCCGAUGCAGGACGGAAGCGUCCUUCCGCGAAAGCAUUGGAACCCGAACUCCCACUCGUCCAGCCCUCAGACGCACACUAAACACGGCUCGACUUUAACCACUGCGGAGAGCCAAAGCCAGAGCGGCAGACUGUCCAGGACUCCUCACGGACAGGGAGGUCUUCAGCGGGCUCACCGGCAGACCUGGGAUGGUCAUUCCGCCACGUUUUCUGGGUCUCAAAAUUCUGUCACACCCACAUCCACUCAGAACCACAUAGGACCUGUGAGUUCAGAGAAGACGACGUCAUACCGCCGCACCAGCAGUGGAGGAGGCAGCCAGGGAAAGUGCAGUUCUUUGUCUCCAAGCAGUACUGGCAGCCAGGAGGAGCUGUACUGCAGCUUAGUUGGGAACAGUUCUCCUGCACCGGUUUCUGGUCCAGGUCCUGGUCCUGGUCCUGCUCCUUCAUCUUCACCUGUCAUGGCCUGUGCCCCACGACCCCGCCGAAAUGCAAUGGUUUCUGGCAGCAGACCUCCAACCAGAGUCAAAGCUUUGGUGGACUGCCAAUCUGUGGGCUCUGAGCAGCUGGCUUUCUUCAAAGAUGAAGUCAUCGUGGUCACAGACACUAAGGACCCCCACUGGUGGCUUGGCCACAUAGAGGGGGAGCAAUCCAGGAGUGGGACCUUUCCUGCAAACUAUGUACAAAAACUAAAAGGCUGACAUCGGCUUACCUGUGAAAUAUGGGAAAUAUCCACCAAGUGGAAUUUAUUAACAGGAACACUCUGUUACAUUCUUGAUUUCAACUCUCACUGGAGGAUCAACUGAGAAUGAACUUAAUGCGAGCUUCAGCCAGCUGAAGCUGCACCUGGGGACACAUGUAAAUAUAAGCUUUGAAAGGAUUUUCCCAUUUGAGGAGUUACUGAGCUCAAAAACUAACCAAAACCUUCAGCUGUUGUUAAUUGCGACAAGGAAUUGAAAUGUGCAAAGCUAAUGCACAUCUUUACACAUUUGUGUCAAAGUUCAAAUGCAGAUGAGACGUUUGAAUCUCAGUGGAGUCUUAAAGAGAUGAUGGGGUUCUGCUGCUGCAGAGGGAUGUUGCUGCUUUUAGAGUCAAACAGAGAAGGUCCAGUGUUGCAAAUUACAGACUUAAGGGGAUCAAAUGCUGUGCGUGUCUGGGGCAGUCCGCCUGCCGGUCUGUCUCCAUCAAAUAUCAGGCGUCUGUCUGUGUAGCUCUGAUAUUUGGCUCAGUCGUCAGGGGUCUGGGCAUAAAUCACCGUCUGCAGGCGGUGUGAGAGAUCCAGUUUCCCUCGGCUCCAUGGAUCCGUCUCUUGAUAAGGUAAUGUCGACGUUUUCGACAGAAUAGCACCCCCACUGUCUUCCCACAAAUGGCACUUAAAAAGAGUGUUUGUAUGAGAAAACUAUUCCAUAUAGCUGAAGAUAACAUUUAUUUACUGAAAGGUCUUUUUUUUGUCCAACACAUGCACCACUGCAUCAGUGUUCUAAAUAAAGUUUCAAAAACUAACAUGUAAAUGUAACACAUUUUACUGCUUCUCUAUUCUAUUUGUUGUACAUAUUUAUCUAAAGUUACUGUGUACUUGUGUUCAUUUUACAGUUAUGCGUCAUAAAGGACAGUUUCACGUUUUAUGCCUAUUUUACUGUCAUGUGGAACUGAUGUGCAACCAGGAAGUCUGAGAAAAAGAGGGAAUUAAAACAAAAAAAGGUUAAUAUCCAGAGAAAUGCAUGAAAAAACACAUUCUUUUAGCAUGUUGCUAAGGAAUGCUUGCUAACAUUUCCGUGUUUAAUAAAACAAUACAUGUAGCAGCAGAAAUGUCUGAGAACUCUUUGUCAUGUAGAUAAAUGAGCUCAUUUUAAUUAUAUUUGUCUUAACGCACUGAUUAAAAGCUUCUCAAGUGC
Oryzias latipes (Japanese medaka) is the source of this 4477-nucleotide messenger RNA. RefSeq names its product ArfGAP with SH3 domain, ankyrin repeat and PH domain 3 (gene asap3). Gene Ontology annotation, biological process: positive regulation of GTPase activity. Gene Ontology annotation, molecular function: GTPase activator activity; protein binding. The record is from RefSeq and is a predicted model, not a curated record. Gene Ontology annotation, cellular component: cytoplasm. NCBI's taxonomy places the organism in Eukaryota, Metazoa, Chordata, Actinopteri, Beloniformes, Adrianichthyidae.